Molecule: messenger RNA, 960 nt
Organism: Myzus persicae (green peach aphid)
Lineage: Eukaryota; Metazoa; Arthropoda; Insecta; Hemiptera; Aphididae
Exons: 1
Coding region: 1-960 (319 amino acids)
Source: RefSeq, a predicted model, not a curated record
AUGGAUACACCACAGCAAAUUUUAGCCUCUGUUACGUCGAGUCUCCCAGCGGCAGUAGCUGGAAUUCUCCCACCAGUCGCCGGGAUAAAACGAAAUAUCCUUAAAGCAAGACAAAAGGCAGCGGGAGCUAUGUCUUGCCCCACCAACAUGCGUGAUUUACUGAUUCCCGACAAAUACACAUAUACGGUGGCUGGAGAUAAAUUUCACCAAUUCGACAGCGGUGCUUCAGAUAAUAGAAUUAUUAUCUUUAGCACGCAAAAGAAUUUGGAUUUGAUGGCGACAUGUGACCAUUGGUACGCUGAUGGUACAUUUAAAACGUCACCGCCAUUGUUUAAGCAAGUUUUUACAAUACACGCGAUUAAGUAUAAUAACGUUCUGCCAACGGUUUACGCACUGUUGCCGGAUAAAUGUCAAGAUACGUAUUCGCGUGUAUUGGAUAAACUGAAGCUGCUUAAACCAGGGCUGUCUCCAGUCAGUGUUAUGGCCGAUUUUGAAAAUGCCCAGAUAAAUGCUUUUUCUCAUAAUUUCCCAGACAUCAGGAACAGAGGUUGUUUUUUUCACUUCAGUCAAUGUAUUUGGAGAAAAAUUCAGACAAUCGCUGACAUUCGACCCAAAUACGAGGAUAAGGAUGAUCCGGAUUUUGCAUUGAACGUGCGAAAGUUGGCCGCUCUUGCAUAUGUUCCAGAGCCUGACGUUGUUGAUUGUUUUGAAAGACUCCUCCGGACAAAAUUUUAUACGGACAACGAAGACCUGAUGUCAGAUUUGGUAGAUUAUUUUGAGUCUACGUGGAUUGGAAAGCCCCGACGAACCGGCCUUGGCAGAAUGCUUCCUAAAUUUAUGCUGAGCCUCUGGAAUUGUUACGAGGCAUCGUUGAAUGACCUACCCAAAACUAACAACGCCGUUGAAGGCUGGCAUCGAGGAUUCAGCUCUCUUUUAGGAGCAAAUCAUCCAUCUAUUUGA